GAGGCGGCGGGCGCCGCCGGGAUCCCGGAGGAGCAGGAGCUGUCAGCGGCGGACGAGUCUCUGGAGGAGAAGCUGCGGAGCCUCACCUUCAGGAAGCAGGUGUCCUACAGGAAAGCAAUCUCCAGGUCAGGCCUCCAGCACUUGGCUCCUGUGCAUUCCCUCAACAUUCCAGUCACCAAUGGACCUGUGAAGGAACCAAGAGCGGCCUUAGAGUGGACUGAAAAUGCUGUGAAUGGAGAGCAUCUGUGGCUUGAGACAAAUGUUUCUGGGGACCUCUGCUACCUGGGGGAGGAAAGCUGCCAAGUCAAAUUCUCAAAGUCUGCCCUGCGGAGGAAGUGUGCUGCCUGCAAGAUCGUGGUGCACAACGCGUGCAUGGAGCAGUUAGAGAAGAUUAAUUUUCGCUGCAAACCGACUUUCCGAGAAGGAGGCUCCCGAUCUCCAAGAGAAAACUUUGUGAGGCAUCACUGGGUGCACCGGCGGAGGCAGGAGGGCAAAUGUAAGCAGUGUGGAAAGGGCUUUCAGCAGAAAUUCUCCUUCCAUAGUAAAGAGAUUGUGGCCAUCAGUUGUUCCUGGUGCAAGCUGGCGUUUCACAACAAAGUCACCUGUUUCAUGCUACAUCACAUUGAGGAGCCAUGUUCCCUGGGGGCUCAUGCUGCUGUCAUUGUGCCUCCCACCUGGAUCAUUAAGGUGAAGAAACCUCAGGUGGUCUCCAUACCAGGAGACGAGCCUGAUUGGGCAGGAGACUGGAGCCCCGAAGGGGAAACGGGCGUCUCCUACCCCUAUUGGGAGGGUUGGCAGAACUCCUUAAAGACUUCAACAAGGCGAAAGAAGAGAACAUCCUUUAAAAGAAAAGCCAGCAAAAGAGGAAAUGAAGAUAACAAAGGGCGGCCUUUUGUGAUAAAGCCAAUCUCUUCUCCACUCAUGAAGCCACUGCUGGUUUUUGUCAAUCCAAAAAGUGGAGGGAAUCAGGGCACCAAGGUUCUCCAAAUGUUUAUGUGGUAUUUGAAUCCACGCCAGGUCUUUGAUCUCUCUCAGGAAGGACCGAGAGAUGCGCUGGAGCUGUACAGAAAAGUGCCAAACCUGAGGAUCCUGGCUUGUGGUGGGGAUGGGACGGUGGGCUGGAUCCUGUCCAUCCUUGAUGAGCUGCAACUCAGCCCCCCACCUCCUGUGGCUGUCCUUCCACUUGGCACUGGGAAUGACCUUGCCCGCACCCUCAACUGGGGUGGGGGUUACACAGAUGAGCCGGUGUCGAAGAUCCUCUGCCAUGUAGAAGAUGGAACAAUUGUCCAGCUGGACCGCUGGAAUCUUCAAGUUGAGCGCAACCCUGAUUUGCCCCAGGAUGAGCUGGAGGAUGGGGCACGUAAGCUUCCCCUCAAUGUCUUCAAUAAUUACUUCAGUCUUGGAUUUGAUGCACAUGUUACGCUGGAGUUCCAUGAAUCCAGAGAAGCAAAUCCAGAGAAAUUCAACAGCCGAUUUAGAAAUAAAAUGUUUUAUGCAGGGGCAGCCUUUACAGACUUUCUGCAAAGAAGCUCAAGAGAUUUAUCCAAGCACGUUAAAGUUGUGUGUGAUGGUACAGACCUGACUCCAAAGAUCCAGGAGCUGAAGUUCCAGUGUAUAGUGUUUUUAAACAUACCCAGGUAUUGUGCUGGCACAAUGCCCUGGGGGAACCCUGGCGAUCACCGAGACUUUGAGCCCCAGCGUCACGACGAUGGCUACAUUGAAGUCAUUGGGUUCACCAUGGCCUCGCUGGCUGCUCUCCAGGUGGGAGGUCAUGGAGAGAGGUUGCACCAGUGCCGGGAGGUGACUCUCUUGACCUACAAGUCCAUCCCCAUGCAAGUGGAUGGUGAACCCUGUCGGUUGGCUCCCUCCCUCAUCAGGAUCUCCUUAAGGAACCAAGCCAACAUGGUGCAGAAAAGCAAGAGGAGAACGUCUAUGCCUUUGCUGAAUGAUAUCCAUAAAGUGCAGUCUGCUGACCUGAGGAGAGUCUCGGCUCCCCCUGAUUCCUUCACUGUUCCUCAUUCCAUCCCAGAUCGCCUGAGGAUCAGAGUGAACAGGAUUAAUUUACAAGAAUACGAGGGGCUACAUUACGACAAGGAAAAACUCCGGGAAGCUUCCAUUCCCCUAGGAAUCAUUGUUGUACGAGGAGAUUGUGACUUGGAGACUUGUCGCAUGUACAUUGACCGUCUGCAAGAGGACCUACAGUCAGUAACACCUACUACACAGAGAGUUCAUUACCAGGACCAGGAAAGCUCUUUCCCCAGAGUACUAUCUGUUCAGAGGCUCUCUCCUAGAUGGUGCUUCCUAGAUGCAACUUCUGCUGAUCGUUUUUACCGCAUUGACAGAUCUCAGGAACAUUUGCACUUUGUGACGGAAAUUUCGCAGGACGAGAUUUUUAUUCUGGACCCAGAGAUGGUAAUGUCUCAGCAGGUGGGGACGCCACCAGGAAUGCCUGAUCUGGUAGUGGAGCAGGCAACCGGAAUAUCGGAUCGGUGGAACCCUGCAGCUCGGAAGAGGAUGCUGAGUGACAGUGGCCUUGGAAAGAUUUCUCCCCACUACGAGGUACCUGACAAACAAAAGGACGCCAGCCAGACACAUAUGCUGCAGUCACCGGUUUCUUCAGAAGAUCAAGCGCUUUUACAGGCAGUGAUAUCUGGUGAUCUACUGAAGUUCAUAGAAUGUUGUAAAAAAGGAGCCAAUUUGUUAAUCCAAGGACCUGAUCACUGCUCCUUGUUGCACCAUGCUGCCAUGACUGGGAACGGCGAGAUCGUGAAAUACAUCCUGGAGCAUGGUCCAUCUGAAUUGCUGGACAUGGCAGACAGUGAAACGGGUGAGACAGCAUUACAUAAGGCAGCCUGCCAGCGCCACCGUGCCGUCUGCCAGCUCCUGGUGGAUGCGGGAGCCUCUCUGAGAAAGACAGACUCCAAGGGUAAGACCCCUCGUGACAGGGCUCAGCAAGCUGGUGAUCCGGAUCUGGCCUCCUACCUGGAGAGUCGACAAAACUAUCAAAUAGUUUCCCACGAGGAUCUAGAGACAGCAGUCUGAUGUCUGAAAAUAUCCAAGAGAAUGGCUGGAAAUCUCGAGACUGUGACCGAGGCACUCGGACAUCGUGUGAGGAAGAAACUGAUGGAAUCCACGUGUCUCUCACUCUCAAGGAAAAUACCUGAGGACAUGCCACCAGUUUCUAAGGGCUACUGAGUCUUGCUGCGGAACGGUUAUGUUCCUUAAGUUAGCCCAUGAUGGAUGAGGUGGGACACUCAAAGGUCUGUGGAAUCCACAGGCCACAAAAUUUUACCUUUAUUGCUUCCAGCAAGUAGCAUGAACUUCUCCCAUGUUCAUCUGUACAAUUUAUUAAAAAAAAAAAAAAAAAAGGAAAGAGUAAAGAGGGUGUGGGGGAACAAAACCCAAACUAACUGGUACAUUAAACCACCCAACCAGGCUCUCCUCCAUCCUUCCAGUUUCCUGCAAUUCUUUUAUUCUCCUGUUCAGCUCACUUCUCAUCAGUUGAAUAUUACCUGUUAUCUCUGUGUUGUCUUCACAAAUGGUCAGGCAGUAGCAAAAUAUUUGAGGAGCUCUGGAUGCCCUUAAGAAAUAGCCAGAGUUUUUACCAGCUACAUUCCCUCCCUUGCCAUCCUCUCAGGAGCCGUGCUGUCAGUACUCAGCCACCAUGGAGAUUUCUUGCUUUCGGAGAGGAUGCUGCUUAUUGCCUUCUUUCCCAGGGUGUGGGGCACAGUUAGAUGUACAGCAGUGACAAAACCCAGCCCCACUGCGGCUGGGCAUAUGGUCAUUGUAUCCUCGUGAGACAGGCAUUUGUAUGGAAAGGAGUUAUAUGGGAUAAACUGUGCUAAAUGGCAGAGCAGAAAGUCACCAGGAAGGUUUCUCAUACCACUUUUAUGCGUGUAAUGGCUGGCCUAGUUCUUCUUAGGUUUCAGGCCUGCCUAGAAGCUGAUAGCUCUUCUUUACUUCUGAAAAGAUGGGUUUUACACUGGGGAGAGAUUUGUGCAAGACUGAGGCAAUUUUGAUGGACUGACUGACAGACAUAGUCUCUGUUGCAGCACAGCCAGAGGGAAGGAGACCUGGAACAACAGCAGCAGCCAGCCUGGGCUCGCUGCUGCCAACAAACAAAUGGGCACUGGCCUGGUCACACUGGGAGUGGGAAAACCUUCUCUGAACCUGUUAACUAUGAUUUUUCAAGGGAACACCAUUUUGGGGAGUCUGUCCCUGGAGAAGUACAAGCAGCAGCUCUUUGCCUUGUUACCCACAACAGAUUUGAAAUGUAAAGCUUAGCUUCUGUAAAGGCCAGCUGUGUCUUCUAUACUCAUUUGUUCUCUGUCUUAUAACCAUAAAAGAAGAGAAAGCAAACAAAUGCACAGGCAAAAUGUUUCACCUUUGGGUUUCCAAUUGCUACAGAUAUCUCAGCUGACAAAAUAACAGAGCUCCCACUUCUGCUUUGUCAGACCAAUGCCCAUGAAGAUUCUCAUGUCUGACUUUUGGCAUAACUCUUGGAAUUUUUGAACUUUGCUUUGUUGUUUGAUUCAAAAGAUCCAGCAGUGUUUGUUUUCACAUCCCUUGCUAGGGGUAGCUCUCUUAUAGACGAUGAUCAUCCAGGUUACAUACAUUUGGAAACCAUGAAAAUAACUCAGGUCAUUACCCAGUUAAGUUUUUCUUCUUUGGUAGAAGCGGAGAAAAUCAAAUGAAUUGAUUUUUUUUUUUUUUUUUUUUUUUAAAACCAUGAGUAAUUGUUGUGGUAGGGAGGGAGGAGCUGUACAAUAUACUUUGGUUUUUUUUCCUCUUUUCAAAAGUUUAUUUGAUAUGGGCAAAAUAUUUCUUUAGUAUUUCUUCCUCUGGAAGGAAACUAUAUAUAUUUGUAAUCUAUAGAUCAAUGGCAACAUGAAAUGUAUUUUGUCUUAUUUUCUGUCUUUACUUUUCUCAUUUAAAAAAUAAAAUAUGAAAGACAAAUUACUUCCCUUGAUAAUUAUCCAGGGGCUUGUGGAGAAAAUCAGUGUGUGUGUGUAUAUUAGAACAGAAUUUGGCAACCAUUAAAAUAAAAAAUCAGAAUAUAGUUUUGGUGUAUGUGAUAUUUCCACAAGGAAAGAUCCUCACACUGUGGUUUCAUGAUAGGCCUUGCAUCAUUUCCCAGCUGUGAGAAAAGACACUACAGUAAUAUUUCUAUAUAUUUAUGAAAAUAAGAAUUAUGUUACCAUCACUUUAAUCUUUUUGUUUGCUUUACUGAUCUGAGAAAUGGAGGAUGUUUCAAUGACACAGGAGCUUGGCUCUGUCUUGUGCAGAGGCCAAGCUGAGUAGGGUCACUGAACCUGUGACAGCUCCCUGAUCCUUUAGUCCCAUGAAGCCGGUGGAGCAGUAAAGGCUUGCUUUAAACACAGGUAGCCUCCAGAGCCCAGAUGUAGAUUAUGAUAAGGGAGUCAGUUCUGACCCUGCUGUCCCCAGUUGUCCUCCCCUUGUCAGCUUAUCCCUGGUACCCAGGAGGUGCCUGCAGCUGUGGCUGGCUCUGGAGCAGCUUGGCAGGAUGGGCAGAUUUCCCGAGCAAUUUUGUGCUGUUUGGACUGCUCAGAGGAACUUGGAGCACACGAGAGAGCGUGGCUUGCCUUUUUCACUGAGAGCUGGAGUACGAUGAUAUGAUCAGAGUGAGCCUAUUGUGUCUCUGGAAAGCUGCCUGUGCUGUGUGCUCGGUAGGAGACAGCUACUGUAUGAUAAAAAUAGCCUGCAGCGCUGGAGGUAGGACAGGAACUGGCUGGAUGUAGUGCCCUCAGCGUUCAAGGCGUCCCAAGGCACCGCACACGUGAUGCACUGGAUACUGGUGAUGUUUUCUAUCUGUAGGUAACGGAGCACUUCUAGUGUUUUCUACAGUGGCUCAUGAGUGGCAAGGAAUGUCAGAAGCUGGUUCACUGAGGGCAGUUCAGGACCAGGAUGCUGCAGGACUAUUCCCUGCCCUUUUCAAGUGUGAUGGGAUUACCAGAAGCAGGCAGACUCUGCAGCAGUUAAAGGUGACACAUAUAUAUUGAAUCUCUGGAGCUCUUGGGGCUCUAGGUUAGUACAGUACAACUGUGCCUGCACUGGGCGGGGCCCAAAUUCCAGUGUGCAGCUGGGAGUCCACUCAAAUUACAUGUAAAGCAUUUCAACUUUCUUAAAGCAUCUGUUCAAUGGCUGUGUCUGUUAAUGUGUGUACAUUACUAUAUAUAUGUAUAUUUAUAAAUAUCAGUAUGCAUGUAUAUAGGUGCGCACAUAGAUGCGAGAACACGCUGGAAAUUGCGCCAUUGGCAUGACAAAGUCCCUAGGGAUACUCAGCUACUGAGAUUGCUGGACUGACAAAAUGUCAUUUUCCAUUUUAGUUUGUUAUUAACGGGAACUUUUUUCAGUAGAACUGAGGAGCUUCUGCACUGUUCUAUUGUACUGGUUUUAUGGUCUCAUUUUGGAGUUAAGUGGAGGGAAAGAAAGUAUUUAUAAUGUUGAUAAAAUAAACUUAAUUUUGUAAUUCAA
Messenger RNA from Hirundo rustica (Barn swallow), 6495 nucleotides. RefSeq names its product diacylglycerol kinase iota (gene DGKI). Bases 373 to 3042 code for a protein of 889 amino acids. The transcript is spliced from 35 exons. The record is from RefSeq and is a predicted model, not a curated record. Gene Ontology annotation, molecular function: ATP-dependent diacylglycerol kinase activity; protein binding. Gene Ontology annotation, biological process: regulation of synaptic transmission, glutamatergic; diacylglycerol metabolic process; lipid phosphorylation. Lineage: Eukaryota; Metazoa; Chordata; Aves; Passeriformes; Hirundinidae. Gene Ontology annotation, cellular component: nucleus.